This is a messenger RNA of Siniperca chuatsi (mandarin fish), 2278 nucleotides long. It is a transcript of the gene rpusd2, whose product is annotated as RNA pseudouridine synthase domain containing 2. Gene Ontology annotation, biological process: pseudouridine synthesis. NCBI's taxonomy places the organism in Eukaryota, Metazoa, Chordata, Actinopteri, Centrarchiformes, Sinipercidae. Gene Ontology annotation, molecular function: pseudouridine synthase activity; RNA binding. Bases 54 to 1856 code for a protein of 600 amino acids. The transcript is spliced from 3 exons. The record is from RefSeq and is a predicted model, not a curated record.
AUUAACGUCAUCAUUGUGCGCCUUUAGAGAAAAGGACCUCUAGCUUGAAAGCGAUGCACGUGAGUGUGUCGGUUAGCAGUUUGAGAAAAUAUAAUUUGCUGUCUUUCUUCUCAGGUCAAACCGAAGUUAAUAGGCGUGUAAUUAGUCAAGUACAACGUUACAUUAGUUCGUUGUAUAACGUUAAUCUUCUUCUGAAUAGUCUUUUUCUUUCUCCACGGUGUCAGCAGAGCAGUUCGACGAUGGAGCAGGCAGCUGUCGCCACUGCAACACCGGCGGAGGUAAACAGCCCGGUGUCAGUGGGGGAAACCACAACGAAAGAGGCAACAGAAACUGGCAAACGGAAAAGCGGCGAGCCGGACGAAACCGAGACAAGUGGCCGAGGGAAGAGGAGGAGAGGAGCCGGAGGGAAGAAGCUCCGUCCGGGCGAGAGAUACAUCCCCCCUCCGCAGAAGCGGAACCCGGGGGUCAGCUUCAGCCAGGAGCAUUUCGACGAGACCUCCUACUACUUUGAAGGUGGCCUGCGCAAAGUGUAUCCGUACUACUUUGACUUCAAAACUUACUGCAAAGGUCGGUGGAUCGGGAAGAGCCUCCUGGAGGUAUUCAAGAGUGAGUUCAGAGCAGAGUCCAUAGAGUAUUACCAGAGGGCUUCCAAAGAGGGUCGCAUCCGGCUGAACGAGACACCUGUGGAGGACCUGUCUGUGGUGCUCAGGAAUAACGACCAUAUGAAGAACACAGUGCACCGCCAUGAGCCCCCUGUAGUCGGCAGACCCCUGGAGGUUCUGGUGGAUGAUGGUGAAGUGCUUGUGGUCGACAAGCCUGCCUCCAUCCCAGUCCACCCCUGCGGUCGUUUCCGUCACAACACUGUGAUUUUCAUCCUUGGGAAAGAGCGGGGCAUCUCUGAGCUCCACACAGUCCACAGACUGGACAGGCUUACCUCCGGAGUGCUGCUGUUUGCCAGGACACUGGAGACCUCAAAGAAACUGGACCAGUUGGUGCGAGACAGACAGCUUGAAAAGGAGUAUGUGUGCCGAGUAGAGGGGGAGUUUCCAGAAGGUGAGCUGAUCUGCGAGGAGCCCAUCCUGGUUGUUUCCUUUAAAAUUGGGCUCUGCCGAGUUGACCCGAAGGGAAAGGAGUGCAGAACAGUCUUCCAGAGGCUUACCUUUAACGGAAAAACCAGCGUGGUCCGUUGUUUACCCCUGACUGGCCGCACACACCAGAUCAGGGUUCACCUCCAGUACCUGGGCUUCCCCAUCCUCAAUGAUCCCAUCUAUGGGUCCUCAGCCUGGGGUCCUCACAGGGGGAAGGGGGGACUGGUGGGAAAGAGUAAUGAGGAGCUGCUGCAGGCUCUGGUAGAGGAACAUCGCUCUCAGGAAAGUCUUCACUUGUUGGAUAUUCCGGAUGAUGGGAUUGUUAUUGAACAAGAGGCAGAGAAAAACAAGACAUCUGACAAAGUAGAUGCAUUAGAUGGCACCUCUGAAGCUAACAAAAGUGGAGAAAGCCCUCAGACUUUCAGACAGAUUGAUACGCAGGUGCCGACAGGUUGUAGCUCAAGCGGCGAGACAUUGAAUAAGGUGAGUCAGGGCUGCACAGACCUAAACACUAACGAUACCUCACUCAAAUUUCAACCAUCCAAAUCAAACGGAAAUCAAACAGAAGCCACUGACUUGAUUCACAAAACUCCUCCAGGGACUAGAGACCACCUGUGCAGUGAAUGUAAGCUAGUACGACCGGAUCCCACAGAGAAGGAACUCAUCAUGUAUCUCCACGCUUUACGCUACAAAGGACCUGAUUUUGAAUAUUCCACACGUUUACCCGACUGGGCCAAAGAGGACUGGGUGGAAGAUGAUUCGAGCUGACCUGAUAAACACUGCUGAUGACAUUUAGGUUUCUGCCUUCAUGCAUGUUUUUCACACAUUUAAAAGUAUGACCAGAAAUCCUGUAAGAGGUUUGGCUCUGAGGCAGUUUUGAUUUAGCUGUGAUGCAUUUCUAUUGAUAAUUCUUCAGUAACUUCUCUGAAGGUGGUAUAAAAUGCCUCAAAAUUAAAAAAUUUAGCAUGCGGUUUCCACCAGAAUUGAUCAUGUAGAAAUAUGUGGCUCCAAGCUGUUUAUGCCUUAAACACAAUUGUAUUAAUUCUCAUUUUACUUUGAGGAGUGUUUUAAUUUCAAGAAUAUAGUUUAAAUUUAAUUUCAUCCUUUAAGCCUGUAAGCUGUCUGGUACUCCAACCAAGAUUUUAAAUGAAUUAAAAGCUAGUCUGCAGGAAAAUAAAUGUUUUAUUUUA